This is a messenger RNA of Ilex paraguariensis (yerba mate), 1161 nucleotides long. The record is from the annotation of a GenBank genome assembly. NCBI's taxonomy places the organism in Eukaryota, Viridiplantae, Streptophyta, Magnoliopsida, Aquifoliales, Aquifoliaceae.
AUGAAGUUACUCGGUUGGAUGCAUCGUAAGUUCCGGCAAAAUAGCAGCGAACCUCUCAAGGAUUUUUCCAUCGGGCAGCUGUCUCUCGACGGCCAAGAAUACUACCCCAAUCCAAACUAUUGCUCUAAACCCAUAAGCAAAGGACAACAUGACAAUCACUUUCGAAACUCAUUCGCCAGUCUAGAGGCAGCAAGAGUGGAAGAAGGUCUUGAAGAUGAAUCACAGGCCACAUUAUCUGAGCUCUUCCAUGGGUUCCUUGCUAUCGGCACCCUCGGUGCAGAUCCUAUUGUCACUGAACCUUCUACCCCAACAUUUGCCAUCUCUGUUGAGAACAUAACAGAGAAAGAAACUGAAGUGACAGAAAAUGAACUGAAGCUAAUUAACGAGGAGUUGGAGAGGGUGCUGGGAGCUGAAGCUAGAGAUGAUGGUUCCAAUGACUCAUCUGGGAGAAACAGUCAUGUCAGCACUGGGAGAAACAGUCAUGUCAGCACUGGGAGAAGCAGCCAUGGUAGCACCAUUACGCUUAGCGGCAAGCAAAUAGAAAGCUCAGAGAACAAUGGGAAUGGAACAAUAACUUGUCCACUUCAGGGUUAUCUUUUUGGGUCAGCAAUUGAAUUGCCUGAAACAACCGUGGGAAAGAAGGAACAUAGGGCAUCACUCGGGGAGCUGUUUCAGAAAACUAAACUGGCAGAGGAAAAGAGAACAGAUAAGGAAACAGAGAAAUCGGCUGUUCACCUCAUGAAGAAGAUACUGAAAAAGACAAUGCUUCACCCCUCCUCUCGUAGCUCCACAGCAGAUUCAGGAGGAACUGCUGAUCCUGCUUCAGCAGAGACAAAACUGCAUAAGAUUCUACAUAUGUUCCACAGGAAAGUUUAUCCAGAAAGCUCUACAGCUACACAAAAAUCUGAUAAGCCCCCAAAGAAUGAGAUCAAGAACAACCUUAUGUACGAGGGGAGAUAUAGCAGUGGAGAUCAUCUGACCCCAGUUGAAGAUAUCCCCAUACUCCCUCAGGGACGGAUCUCAAAAGAGGUCAUACAGCGCUUCAAGAGCCAGCCUAACCCACCUCAAGUCACACUUGGUGGUAGCAAUUCAAGUGGCAACAGGGAGUAUUGGAUCAAAACAGACACAGACUGUUCUCAUAUUGGUUAUCAAUGGUACUAG